Pyricularia grisea is the source of this 2566-nucleotide messenger RNA. RefSeq lists its product as uncharacterized. The record is from RefSeq and is a predicted model, not a curated record. The transcript has 6 exons. NCBI's taxonomy places the organism in Eukaryota, Fungi, Ascomycota, Sordariomycetes, Magnaporthales, Pyriculariaceae. Bases 624 to 1952 code for a protein of 442 amino acids.
GCGGCGUCGAAGGCGCGACUCGAGGGGAACGGAACCUUGGUUCCACCAGAACCAAUCUCACCUCUAGAUUAGUCUAUAAUUCAACACUACCUGCCCAUAAGUAACCCAACAACCAAAAAACCAAACCAAAGGACCAGACUUUUGGACACCGACAUAAAUCCCAGCGCCUCCUCCCCAUCCAUCGGCCUGUCAACUCAUGGUAACCGAGUUCCAUUUCAUCACCGUCAAUCCUGGUUCCAAUCGGUUCUGGCAAAACACACUAUUCAUAAAUUUUGUUCAGACGCAACAACCAACCACUCAGAGUGCCAUCGUCAUCAGCCUGUCAGGCCCCGCACAGCGAACUGACUACUAACCUGGGCUAGGUGCCGACAAACCUGUAGCCUGCUACUUACUCCUUCACUCGCUCUGCGCAAAAUCAAAGCCGCCCUCCUUGGCAUUGACUUUGUUAUUUUCCCGAUAGACCGCCCGCGACUCCGACGACCAGCACGAGCUCUUGGUCUGACAUUGCUUCGGUCGCGUGCGUGUCCAAAGGCGAAAAAGAAAGAAAGAGAGAGCCGCGCGCGCGAUAGUUCAAACAAGAGAAAGAGCUUCACUGCGGGGGGUUCGUCGCCACUUUUUCCACAAUGAACCCUGGUUACUCGUCCACGGCCAGCCAGCCCGGCCACAACCCUUCGGCAUUGCCUCACGAUGUCCACCACGCGUUGCCUGCCAUUGGCCAUCCCGGUAGCUACCACGCGUCCAUGCCUCAGCUGCCGUCUAUUCCUCCGCCGAUGCCUCCGCACUACUCGGACCAGUACGGUAUGAUGCAGCAACAACCCCAGGACCAGCAGCCACCCUCCUCUACUACCGAAGGCGCCGCCGAGACGAAGCCAAGCGCAGACGCUCUGGCAAGGACCCAGAAGAAGCUGCAGCCGCAUGUUGGCGAGCAGGAUGGUCGCAAAUACAGGCUUGAUGUCGUGCAGCAACCAAAAAGGGCGCGAAUGUGUGGCUUUGGCGACAAGGACCGGAGGCCUAUAACUCCCCCACCCUGCAUUCGCCUCAUCGUAACCGACGCUGUCACGGGCAAGGAGAUUGACUGCAACGAAAUCGAGCACACAAUGUAUGUCCUCAACGUCGAUCUCUGGUCCGAGGAUGCGCAGCACGAGGUAAAUCUUGUCCGUCACACUUCCGCCACGCCUUCUAUCUCGUCAACUACUCCGGCAUCCUUCGCGCAAAUUGAUUCAACUUCGCCGGCGUUCGCUCAGAUUUCCGGCACGAAUCGCGAAAUACCAUCCUACCCCCAGUCCCAGACAUAUGCGCCAAGCGUAACGCCCUUUGCCCAACAGGGAGGCUAUGGACAGCAAGCAAUAUCUCCAGUUGGUCCACACUACGGCAUGGUAACCAACACUUAUGGUGGUCAAGGGGGCUACACAUACGCCUCGCCCACAGACAUGCACCCUCAUCAACUAGGCUCACAAGUAGGACCCUAUGGGCCCCGUAUCUUCAACGGAGCUCCUGAUAUGGGCAUGCAUCAGCGGAUGGCGCUGCAGGGGACACACCAGGGAGCUCCUCCACAGGGAAUGUUUACGAGGAACCUUAUCGGGAGCUUAUCCGCCAGCGCUUUCCGAUUGAACGACCCCCAGGAGAAGAUUGGUAUUUGGUUUGUGUUGCAAGACCUGAGCGUGCGGACAGAAGGAAUCUUUCGUCUACGUUUCUCAUAUGUCAAUGUCGGAGCGCCGACCAGAACUCCUAACGGCGGCCCUGCCAACCAAACGUCCAUCCUCAACACAGGAAAAGCGCCCAUUCUUGCGUCAUGUUUCAGCGACGCUUUCCAAGUUUACUCGGCCAAGAAGUUCCCAGGUGUUUGCGAAAGCACACCCUUGAGCAAAUGCUUUGCCGGUCAAGGAAUCAAGAUUCCGAUUCGCAAGGCAGAAGGUGGUGGCAAAAACAAUGACGACGAUGACGACUAUUGAUUUGAUUGCAUAUCGCGUUAAAUCAUGAAUGCAACUGCGGUUCUUGUUUUGUAUAUCUUUUCCUUUCUUCUUUCGAACUUCCCUCUUUUUUUUUUUCCUAUUGAGACGUCCGCUUUCUCAUGCAUCGUUGGCAUCCCAGAUGCACGAGAUGUGUCUUGUUGACCACCUACUCAAAUCAUACCUCGGAAUCGUCUUUGAUGAUACCCCAUACUUGUUUCUCUUGUGACAGAUAACCCAUCGAGUUGUCACGUAUUAUUUUAUUUUUCUCAGUCACGAAUUUCCACGAAUUCUUAAAUCUUCGGCCGACAUAUUGGACAUAGAUAACCUUUUAGGGUGGGGCCGGCAAACAAAACUUGGCUCGAUAUCCUCUGGGCUCGACUUAUUAUAUUCGAGACUUGGUACGAUGCCGCGGUGGUAUACUGAAAUUGCAUAGGGGGAUUGGAAUCUGUCUAGGGAAUAUGCCCAGCUGUGUACAUAGACGACAAGCCGGUAAUUAUGUAGUGAGCAAAGACGCAGGGGCUAUAGCUAGAAUGAGGCUGAUAAUUAUUGCAGCUACACACGACCGCAUUUACUAAUGCUUCCCCACGCGAUUGCAAGUAUAAACUACAUAGCCU